Mercenaria mercenaria is the source of this 1950-nucleotide messenger RNA. RefSeq names its product WD repeat-containing protein 89-like. The coding region runs from base 149 to 1246 and encodes 365 amino acids. Gene Ontology annotation, molecular function: protein binding. The record is from RefSeq and is a predicted model, not a curated record. NCBI's taxonomy places the organism in Eukaryota, Metazoa, Mollusca, Bivalvia, Venerida, Veneridae. The transcript has 13 exons.
UGUUAGUGUCAUUUUUAUCUUGUCAAAGUUGUCCCGUUAUUUGUUAAAGAUCUCAUUGCUGCUAUCGCCGUACUGAGCAGGUAACAUCAGAUAUUGUGGAAAAUUCUGAGUAAAGUAAAGGAUUUUUCGUCCAUUCAAAGAACUAAGGAUGACUGCAGUGUCUAUGUUUGAGCAGUUAAGUUUGGUGGAGAAGUCAGCUGUGUCACUAGACAGUGUCGAGGAGGACUAUGUGUUAGAUGUUGCAGCACAAAGAGGAGAUGGGGAAUAUAUAGCAGCUACAAGCAGUAAUCAUACCAUACGUUUGUUCUCCGGCAGUAACCUGGCAAGUGUUGGAACUAUUAGAGGUCAUACAGAUGUGAUAAGUGGAAUAAGCUGGGGGAAACAUGAACCUCAUCUUCUGUAUUCAGCAUCAAAAGAUAAAUCUGUCAGAUGCUGGGAUACAAGAACGAAACUAACAAAAGAAGUUCAAAAAUUAGAAGGUUCCUCUGAGACACAGAAUCAGUUCACAUGUAUAGAUAUUAAUGCCAGUGAUAGAGUUCUUUGUGCCGGACAGGAGGCUGAUGACGAUGAGAAUGCUUUCAUUCUGUUCUGGGACAAAAGAAGUAGUGAACUUCUGGGGGCUUACUGUGAGUCACAUCAGGAUGAUAUAACUCAGGUUUGUUUUCACCCUACCAACCCUGACAGCCUAGCCACAGGUUCUACGGAUGGUUUGUCAUGUUUAUUUGACAUUUCUGAGACAGAUGAGGAUGAUGCCCUGUCUUACACAUGGAACACGUGCUCGACAGUUGCAAAAGUUGGCUGGUGUGGAGAGAAUUUUAGUAGCGUUUAUUGUACAACACAUAUAGAUACGUUUCACGUCUGGGACUCAGUUGAGGGUGAUCCAGUAUUUGAAGUUACAGAUUUGAAAGAUGUACUUCAGGGAAAAGAUUGUGUUGAGUAUAUUGUGGACUGUUUGUCUUGUGAAAGCUCCGACCUGCAUCUCCUGGCUGGUAAACACAACGGAGAACUGAAGAUUGUUGAAUUAUCCAAAAAAGGAAAUCCGAAGGUGAAUUGUACAUUGGAUGGAGGACAUUCUGCUACAGUUCGAUGUCUUUAUUGGAAUUCAAAGAACAACACAUUGCUAACAGGUGCCGAAGAUUCAUUACUCUGCCUCUGGUCAACCAGUCAUGACACCCAACACUCAGCAAACCAUAAGGCAAAACUGAAGUCUAAGAAGGCAGUGACAAGGCGGAGCAAUCCGUACUGACUUUACAUCAGAACCAGUUCUACAUGGUAUGGAAUUCUGAAAUAAGGAUAUGCCUGUCCUUUAUGGUUGGAAUCCAAGAAAACAACAGGAAUGAUUUCAGACAUUUUAAGACUGUAUGUUUAUGAAACGGGUACAUUAGAUCAUAUCAGUUGUUUGGCCUGUGGUUCAUAAAAAAAGUUGUUUGUGUUAGAUCCGUCAAAUUUAUUAUUAAAUAAAUGUCAGUGAAAUUAUAUCUUUAUGAACAGCGAUGUGCUAUAAACUUGACAUUAUUGCUGAUUCUGAAGGUGUUUAGAUAGAGAAAGGGAAGUCUUUCCAUGGACAGGAAUUUACAGAACGGAGAGUAGACGGUGAAUCACCAAGUCAUUGACUGAAAGAGAGAGAGAACACAGUAUUAAUAUUUACCGUUAAAAACUCAAAACUGCAUGGCAUUAUGAAUGCAGGUUUACAUACACAAUUAAUUUAUAUAUUUAGACUUUGUUAACAAAAAUUAAAUUUUUAAAAUCAGUUCAGUCAUAUUAAGUGUAUUGUCAAUAUAACGAAGAUAUUUUUUUAAAUCUGAUAAUAAUUUCCAUGGAGCAGUGGAUGUUCACCUGCUUUUUGUGUACUGAUAUGAAGCUUUGAAUUAUCUUAAUCCUUUUUUCUUUGUUUUAGCAUUUUUAAAACGUAGACUUAUUUUUAUCAUUUAUUUUUACUGUUUUCUAACU